Brassica oleracea var. oleracea is the source of this 662-nucleotide messenger RNA. Its product is annotated as 40S ribosomal protein S15-4-like. The record is from RefSeq and is a predicted model, not a curated record. Bases 73 to 522 code for a protein of 149 amino acids. Gene Ontology annotation, molecular function: RNA binding; structural constituent of ribosome. Lineage: Eukaryota; Viridiplantae; Streptophyta; Magnoliopsida; Brassicales; Brassicaceae. Gene Ontology annotation, cellular component: cytosolic small ribosomal subunit; ribosome. Gene Ontology annotation, biological process: translation; ribosomal small subunit assembly. The transcript is spliced from 4 exons.
AGUAUAUAUUUGCUUACGUUAAGUUAUUUGUCGCUUGCUUGCGCAGACACUAUUUUUCAACAAUCUGAACAAAUGGCGGAUGAGGCUGCAAAGGCUGGGAUCGUGAAAAAGAGAACGUUCAAGAAAUUCGCCUUCAGAGGAGUCGAUCUCGAUGCUCUUCUCGACAUGUCUACUGAUGAUCUUGUCAAGCUCUUCAGUUCCCGUAUUCGCAGAAGGUUCUCUAGAGGGUUGACGAGGAAGCCUAUGGCUUUGAUCAAGAAAUUGCGAAAAGCGAAAAGGGAUGCACCAGCUGGUGAGAAGCCAGAAGCAGUGAGAACCCAUCUAAGGAACAUGAUCAUCGUGCCUGAAAUGAUUGGAAGCAUCAUUGGUGUAUACAAUGGAAAGACAUUUAACCAAGUCGAGAUCAAACCUGAGAUGAUUGGUCAUUACUUGGCUGAGUUUUCAAUCUCAUAUAAGCCUGUUAAGCAUGGUAGGCCUGGUGUUGGUGCCACCAAUUCCUCCAGGUUUAUCCCUCUCAAGUGAAUGAUCUAUUCUUCUUAGAGUCAUGUGUUAUGCUCCAGAAUAAGAAUUCCGCUGCUUUUUUCUUGAUAACGUUUUGUCUUUGUUUCUCUGCUCUCCUUUAGAUUUUAUUAUAAAACAAUUCUUCAUGCUUUUCAAUAAUA